UUUCAUCAUCCACCACCGUGCAUCAUGUAUGCAGGUCUCAAAGGAAAGAAACGAAAAAGAGCCCCCACUCCCGACCCUCCCGCCGCGGGACCGGGACCAUCCGCCUUCCCGCCAGACUCCUCCUCAACCACGACCGUUCCACUACCUCCCACGAACAAUUCCCCACCCGCAAACCCCAACGCGCACUACGCGCCGAAGCCAAGGAAAUGGCAAAAGAGCAGCUCGAUCGUCAUCGAGAGCCGAGUCAUCGAUACUCGAACCCCGAUUCCCGAGUGGUACACAGCGAUAUCAGAGAAAGGGGACCACGACCCAGGAAAUUGGUCGGAGGUGGGAUCCAUCAAGCAACUGAUACGAUACUGUAUCGACGCACGAGCGCGUGGGGACUUUAGUAUGGAGAGGAUCUCCGUGUCGAAUGUAAGGGAUCAGAUACACAAGAUGGAGUUCUUUCCCGGUGUGACUCUGCUCGCGGUCAAGAGCUCGAGGGUGCUGGAAGAAAGGGGAUUGAGGGUGAUAUUUGGGGGAGAGUAUGAUGGGUUGUUUCCGUGGGAUGUGAGGGCUGAUGCUAGGGCGUUGUAUGGGAAGUGGUGGAAGGGGGAUGUGGAUGGGGAUUUACUGACGGGGAUUGUGGUUCGACGGAAUACGCAUAGUUCUGGCGCUGUGAGGACUUCGAAGAUGUUGAGGAAGGGGUAUGAGAAGAGGGGUGCGAAUGAGGUUGGAGAUAAUGGGUUGAUUAAUGGGCAGUGGUGGCCGGAUCGGAGAUGUUUGUGGAGGGAUGGUGCGCAUGGGUCGUUGGAAGCUGGUAUACAUGGAGAGACAGACAAGGGCGCAUAUGCGAUUGUCGUUUCGUCUAAUUAUUAUGCCGAUCAAGACAGCGGCGAGAUUUUGGAGUAUUGCGGCACCGAAAGUCAAACCGCGAUCCCGACCAGAUACACAAAGAUGAUGCAAGAAGCAUUUGCCCUGCAACAACCAAUUCGAGUCAUUCGAGCAGCAAAGAAAGGUUCGGAUUACGCUCCCAAAAUGGGCUAUCGAUAUGAUGGCCUCUAUAUCAUUACCAGCGAAGAAGUUCUCGACGCCGAGAGAUAUAUGACUCGUUUCACACUGAAGCGUAAGGAAGGACAAGAUCCGAUCAGAUAUCAAGGUGUUGAAGCGAGGCCUACGAAGUAUGAAAUGCAUGAACACAUGAAAAUCAAGGAGUUGUUACAGGGAUGAAUAUGACUACGGCAGGAAUACAGUGUGCGGAUGGAAUUUUCAGUUUUUGAGGUUUUAUUCUUAUACCCACGUUGCGAGAUUUAUCAGCGAUGCAUUACGAAUCUUUUUACCAGGGUAGCUAAGAGAACAAAAUCGAUUCGAUGCAUUUACAAAGGCUGGGCUUCCUUUCAGGACUAUUGAGCUAGAAUUAUAGGGUACUAUUGAUGGAGGAUUCCAUUUGUAGAUGUUUUCUCUUCAAACUUCGAUCUUUCAUUACAAUAUCUAAUAUACAGGCCUCAACUCUCCAUAACAGGAUUCUAUCCCAACGCCAGAUAUCUCCAGAUAAGUCGCCUAAAUUACAUAGCACCAUACGCAAACGCAGCAGCAGCACCCAC
Messenger RNA from Mollisia scopiformis, 1583 nucleotides. RefSeq lists its product as uncharacterized. Lineage: Eukaryota; Fungi; Ascomycota; Leotiomycetes; Helotiales; Mollisiaceae. The coding region runs from base 25 to 1209 and encodes 394 amino acids. The transcript is spliced from 3 exons. Gene Ontology annotation, biological process: negative regulation of gene expression via chromosomal CpG island methylation; protein ubiquitination. Gene Ontology annotation, molecular function: ubiquitin protein ligase activity. The record is from RefSeq and is a predicted model, not a curated record.